AUGGCAGUACGUGACAGACGGCCGAGAGGAGAACCCGCAUUCCCAGGACAGGUAUAUCACUGCUCGCAGGUAAGGUCCACCUCACUCUCCGCUUCCCACUUGCUCCUUGCGGAACCAACGGCACUGAGAUGUUCUUGUGGCACAGUUGAGGGAACAGCCAUGGAUUAUACUACAGCAACGGUCACGCCAGAAAUGCAUUCGGUCCUUUCCAUCAACAGACUCCCACCACGACUCUCCCUCACGUCCGUGGACAACUUGCCAACGUCUCGCCGCCUAACUUGUACGGCGGCGUCGGGAGCUUCCCUAUCCGUACCUGCAGCACCACUACAGCGCCCUGCCAACGCUAUCACACCGCCCACGCUCUCUCCUCCGCCCGAGAAACCCCUCACGCCCCCGAGGGAAUCGCACACAUCGCCCUGGUGGAGUGCAACAGCACGCCGGACCUUGCUGGGCCAAGGCAACCCAACCCUCAUUCCACAGCAACCCAACGCCUUCGCACAGGACACCAUCCUUCAGCAGCGAAGGCGCAUCGCUUCUGCUCUCGUCAGCACGUCAGUCGGUGGUCGUCGCUGUCGACGAUGCCGCUGCCCCAACUGCCAGGACGCCUCACGAAGCAGUACAGGCGGCAAGAAAAGGGAACACAUCUGCCAUGUUCCGGGAUGUGGCAAGCUGUAUGCCAAGACGUCCCACCUGAAGGCACAUCUGCUUUCACACAGCGGAGAGCGGCCUUUCGUGUGUCAGUGGAUGUACUGCGACAAGGCGUUCACUCGCUCCGAUGAACUCCAGCGUCACCUCAGAACGCACACGGGCGAAAAACGUUUCCAGUGUGGCGAGUGCGGAAAACGUUUCAUGCGAUCCGACCACUACAACAAGCACGUCAAGACUCACCAGAACCGACGCGCCCGUCUUGCCCCUGCUUCUCCUGCCGAAGGUGAUCACGUCGACGUCGAGUUGUGCGAUGAAGUUGCCAGCGAUUCUAGCGGGGACUUUGGCUCCUUCGCAUUGCCAGAUUCUCCCGUUUCUGAAGCAGAUUUGCAGGAGUCUGAUUUGGACGUCGGAGGUGUGAUAUAUAAUGGAUAGUUUUUCUACGGAGGGAAUAGCCUCUUUAUCGCUUUGCCAAGGUGAACCUAAAAAAAA
This is a messenger RNA of Penaeus vannamei (Pacific white shrimp), 1137 nucleotides long. The record is from RefSeq and is a predicted model, not a curated record. NCBI's taxonomy places the organism in Eukaryota, Metazoa, Arthropoda, Malacostraca, Decapoda, Penaeidae.